ACUCUCUUUGUAAAGGUCUUUCCUUUUUGGUCCUAAAUUGCUUUUGAAGUUCCUGAAAACGGCUGUUGAGUGUUUGCCAACAAAAACGAAGCUUCAUUUGAAUCACCAGAGAAAAUAAUUGCACUUGUGGAACUAACAGUCAAAGACAUGGAUACUCGCCCACACGUCUUUCAUUGCUUUUAAACAAUUUAAAAAAUAUAUAUUUGUAACGCAUACGUGAAUUAGUUCAGUUGAUUUCUUACGCAGAUUUUAGUUUAAAAGAAUUUGUAGUUCCUUCAUGAAUCAAGUUAGUUAAGAGGAACAACUUGUGCGUACAACUAUGGAUAACUUCUUUUUAUUUUUUGUAAAUUAUAUAGUAAUUUAGAGUGAGUGCUGUUAUUGGCACGUUAAAAAUUCAUCGUGCCAAUAACAACACCGCUUAGAAUAUCAUAUUGAAAAAGUAACUAGAUGUGUAUUGUAAAAAUAUAAAAGAGAAGAAAACGAGUGUGAAAAGGAAAGGGAGAAAAUUUCACACUGCCUUGACUUUUACAACGUGUCAUUAGCUAUGGUGUGGACUUAUGGUGUUUUUGCACAUGGCUUGCAGGCAGAGUGGGUUUUUAUUUUAUUUUAUUUUUGUAUUUAUCUGUAUAUUUAAUAUCUUCUCUAAGCAGCUACUGCUUAAGCGAGCUUAGUGUGUGUGUUUAAUUGUUAAAUAAGUGGUUAAAAUAUACACUUCGUCAGAGAUGCGCAUGUUAGUGAAGUUUUAUUGCUUGAGGACAAUACCCCAAUAGCAAAAAGAUCAAAAGGGGCAAAAAUAAACAAGGAUGAGGCGAAGAUUUGCUUGUUGCACCCGCGACCGGGAGAUUAGCAUCGACUUUGACGACCAAGAGAGGAUAAUGACAUACAAUGGACUCGAAAAUUGCAUACUCAGCAGUCAAUCUUUUGAAAAUGAAAGCGGAACAAGUAGGGGAGAUGGCUUUGUAACUGACUCACUGGACGAUGAUGCAUCAACCUGUUCUUCAGGAAAGGAUGCUUCUGGAUCUUUCUCGUCAAAAUGGAUGACGGUGAACAAGGAUGAACAAAGUCUUGAUGAAUGGGAUCACUUGGACAGACCCCAGCAUUUCUAUGUUAACCAAAAACCUGAUUAUCCGCUUCAGAACUCAGAUGUCGAGGCAAUGAAAGAAAAAUUUGCAAAGCUGUUAUUGGGUGAAGAUGUCACCGGAGGGAACAGGGGCCUCAGCACUGCACUUGCACUGUCAAAUGCCAUUACAAACCUGGCAGCAACGAUUUUUGGAGAGCUGUGGAAACUCGAACCACUACCUGAAGAUAGGAAAAGCAAAUGGCGACGAGAAAUGGACUGGUUUCUUACGCCUACGAACUAUAUGGUUGAGCUGGUUCCUGCCAAGCAAAAUGGUGCAAAUGGUAGAACACUAGAGAUUAUGACCCCAAAAGCCCGUGCAGACAUACACAUGAAUCUUCCAGCACUUAAGAAGUUGGACUCCAUGCUUAUUGACACACUUGAGGCAAUGGUCGAUACUGAGUUUUGGUAUGCAGAGGGAGGUAGCCGGGCAGAAGGGAGGAACAAAAUGGCACGUCAGAGCAAGAGAUGGUGGCUUCCAACACCCCAAGUACCAGCUACUGGGCUCUCUGAUACAGCUAAAAGGAAAUUGCUUAGUCAUGGUAGGAUAGUGCAUCAAGUAUUCAAGGCUGCCAGAUCUAUCAACGAAAGUGUGCUGCUUGAAAUGCCUGUGCCAACCAUUGUCAGGGAUGCACUUCCGAAGUCUGGAAAAGCAAGCCUUAGCGAGGAACUGUACAAGGUCUUGACUGCUGAAACAAACUCAGCUGAGGAAAUGCUCAAUUCACUCAAUCUAAAAUCCGAGCACAAUGCCCUUGAGGUCAUUAACAGGCUGGAAGCUGCUGUUUUCUCUUGGAAAGAAAGAAUUACAGAACAAGCGAGCAGUAAAUCUCCUGCUCGAACAUCUUGGUCCUUCAUUAAGGACCCUUUAUCUGAGAUUGAUAAGAUGGAGUCACUAUUGGAUCAAGCCGAAGUACUUAUACAGCAGCUGAAGACCAAAUACCCCAACCUUCCCCAAACUUUUCUAGAUGUUACAAAAAUCCAAUACGGCAAGGAUAUUGGUCAUUCAAUUCUGGAAGCAUAUUCACGAGUACUUGGAAACUUGGCAUUCAGCAUACUGUCCAGAGUAGGAGAUGUUUUGCGAGAAGAUGCUUUGCACAAUCCCGACUCAUGUACAGAAUCAUGUUACCUUCCGGGGACUAGUAUCAGCUGUAACUCAAACAGUUACUCAUUCAUUGAUGGCAACAGUGGGGUUCCCCGGCAUUCUGAUUCUACUUUGGGUAGCAUCGUUUUAGAAUUUUCAUAUAAUGUAGCUAAAGAUAGCCCUGUGACUGCAACACCAAGCCGAUCACGUGUAUGGUGCAUUGGUAGAGAGGCUUGUGUAAGUGUUUCCCCUACAAACUCCCCUUGAUGAAAAUGUAUGGGAGCAGCAGAAACUCUUAUUGUAAAUGGUUAUCAUAUAUGUUUAAUGCGGUACUACAAAUCUCAAUUUAGCAA
Molecule: messenger RNA, 2551 nt
Organism: Malus domestica (apple)
Lineage: Eukaryota; Viridiplantae; Streptophyta; Magnoliopsida; Rosales; Rosaceae
Source: RefSeq, a predicted model, not a curated record